UUCCGGAAAGCAAAUCGUCAAUUGCAUUGAAACACCAAUGGCGUAAAUACAAAUCGAGAAACUUCAAAACUUGUUUGUCACUAAGUGUUAAAAUGGUUGAUACAAAUAAUAUAUUUGGUUUUGAACUUUUUCAAGAAAUAUACAAUAAACAAAUUACAAAAAAGGAAGACCUAUUAAUUCUGUUCAUUCAUUGGUACCUUAUAAAACAGGGAUUUAGAUGCAUUGGAAUCGGCGAUUCUAAAGUAUUUGAACCAUCAGAAAAAGGAUCUCAAUUACUUCCAGAAGGAUGGAAUAUGCAACCAAGUUAUACAUUACGUUACAUAAAUAAUGGAAAAUUAUUCAUAUUCCAUGGUAUAAAAUCUGAUGAAGAUCUACUUGUAAAUUUAUUGAAAAUUCAUGAUCAAAAAGUAUCUACCAUUCAGUUUCCAAUUAAUCAAACUAUAAAUGAUCUCCAUGGAACAUUGGAAGUUAUAAUACCUUCAUAUCAAAAUAUUAUAAAUAUAAUUCAAACAGAUAUUAUAGAUACAUUGAUUCCUAGUAAUACAACAGAAAAUUCUACUCAGACAAUAUAUAAUACACCUGGAGAUGAUUCAUUAAGGGGUGAUCCAUUAAGGGUAUUGCCACAAUCUUCAUUUGCAUCAUCACAAUGGCGUCCUGCAGCUGAUCCUACGAAUAUAGGAGCCGCAGAUUUAAAUCCAUUAGGACGCGGCGGUGGUAUGAUUUUUGAUCCAUUUUCAUCGCAACGUAAUCCUAUAGAUCCAUACAGGCCAGCUUUAGGAGUUCCUGGCAGAUUACCAUCUGGCGCGGUUCCGCCGUUUGCAAGAUUUGAUCCUUUUGGUCCACCAGAUCUUGAUCGACCAAGACCACGACGUGAUCCAGAUAAUGAUCAUUUACCUCCUCCAGGAUACAAUGAUAUGUUUAUGUAAAAUGAACAAAAUGUAAUGAAAAAUAUAUCGCUAAGAUUUAUUAUUAUA
Molecule: messenger RNA, 974 nt
Organism: Apis mellifera (honey bee)
Lineage: Eukaryota; Metazoa; Arthropoda; Insecta; Hymenoptera; Apidae
Gene: PI31
Product: proteasome inhibitor PI31 subunit
Exons: 5
Coding region: 93-926 (277 amino acids)
Biological process (GO): proteasome-mediated ubiquitin-dependent protein catabolic process
Molecular function (GO): endopeptidase inhibitor activity; proteasome binding
Source: RefSeq, a predicted model, not a curated record